CGCCUGCCUGAGCCGGCUUCUCGCCAUCUCCCGCCGGGCUCGGGAGAAGGUAGGAUCAUGGACGGGCUCCGGGCUAGCGCUGGGCUGCUGAGGCGCGGGCGGUUGAGGCGCCGGCGCCAGCCACAGCCACAUAGCGGGUCGGUCCUGGCCCUGCCCCUAAGGCCCAGGAAGAUCCGAAGGCAGCUGAGGAGAAGUGUCGCGUCCCGGAUGGCCGCGCUGAGGGCCCAGGCGCUGCCGAGCGAGGACUCGGAGGACUCGAGGGUGGAGUCGAUGGUCGACGAUCGCAGGGACCCGCUGGCUGGAGGGGCGGCGGCCCUCUCGGAUGUGACCCGGCGGGAGCCGUACGGCCACCUCGGGCCCGCGGAGCUGUUAGAGGCCUCGCCCGCGUCCCGCUCCCUGCAGACUCCCCGCGCCCUGGUGGAGGCGCAGACCCCGCCGACGCGCUUGGUGGAGGCGCAGACCCCGCCGGCGCGCCUGGUGGAGGCAUCCGCCCUGCCGGCACGCCUGGUGCAGGCCUCGGGCCCCCCGCCGCGCUUGGUGGAGACCUCGGCCGUGCUGUGCUCUGCCCAGCACUUGGCGGCCGCCCCGCCGUCCAUGGCUCCAGCGACGCUGUCGGGGCCUCAGGGGGAAAUCGCGGGCGGGGAGCUGCCCUGGGACUCCCCUUUGCAGCGCGUCUUGGCUGAGCUGAACCGCAUCCCCAGCAGCCGGCGGCGGGCGGCGCGCCUCUUCGAGUGGCUCCUCGCGCCCAUGCCGCCCGACCAUUUCUACCGGCGCCUAUGGGAGCGCGAGGCUGUGCUGGUGCGGCGGCAGGACCACACCUACUACCAGGGUCUUUUCUCUACCGCCGACCUGGACUCAAUGCUGCGCAACGAGGAGGUGCAGUUUGGGCAGCACCUGGACGCCGCGCGCUACAUCAGUGGGCGGCGCGAGACCCUGAACCCACCCGGCCGCGCCCUGCCCGCCGCCGCGUGGUCCCUGUACAGGGCCGGCUGCUCCCUGCGCCUCCUCUGUCCGCAGGCUUUCUCCACCACCGUGUGGCAGUUUUUGGCUGUGCUCCAGGAGCAGUUUGGAAGCAUGGCAGGCUCCAACGUUUACCUCACGCCCCCUAACUCGCAGGGCUUUGCCCCCCACUACGACGAUAUCGAGGCGUUUGUGCUGCAGCUGGAAGGUAGGAAGCUCUGGCGGGUCUACCGACCGCGGGUUCCGACCGAGGAACUAGCCCUGACAUCCAGCCCCAACUUCAGUCAGGACGACCUAGGAGAGCCGGUGCUACAGACGGUGCUGGAACCUGGAGAUUUGCUCUAUUUUCCCCGAGGCUUCAUUCACCAAGCCGAAUGCCAGGAUGGAGUGCACUCUCUGCACCUGACCUUGUCCACAUACCAGCGCAAUACCUGGGGCGACUUCCUGGAGGCUGUACUGCCUCUGGCAGUGCAGGCUGCAAUGGAGGAAAAUGUGGAGUUUCGUAGGGGACUGCCCCGAGACUUUAUGGAUUACAUGGGGGCCCAGCAUUCGGAGUCUAAGGAUCCGCGAAGAACUGCUUUCAUGGAGAAAGUGCGGGUCUUGGUUGCCCGCUUGGGACACUUUGCCCCUGUCGAUGCUGUGGCUGACCAGAGAGCCAAAGACUUCAUCCACGAUUCUCUGCCCCCUGUGUUGACUGAGAGGGAGAGGGCACUAAGCGUUUAUGGGCUCCCAAUUCGCUGGGAGGCUGGGGAACCUGUAAACGUGGGGGCCCAGCUGACAACAGAAACAGAAGUGCACAUGCUUCAGGAUGGUAUAGCUCGGCUGGUGGGUGAGGGAGGCCAUUUGUUUCUCUGUUAUACAGUGGAAAACUCCCGAGUUUAUCAUCUGGAAGAGCCCAAGUGCUUGGAGAUAUACCCCCAGCAAGCUGAUGCCAUGGAACUCCUGCUCCGCUCCUACCCAGAGUUUGUGAGGGUAGCAGACUUGCCGUGCGACAGUGUGGAGGACCAGCUUUCCUUGGCGACCAUGUUAUAUGACAAGGGGCUGCUGCUCACCAAGAUGCCUCUAACCUGAACUAGUUACUCCUUGAUUGCCAGAAACAAGACAUUAAUGAUUCUCUCCUACCACCACCACUUUUUUUGGGGAAAAAUUCAUUCUUACCUUAAUAACCAUCACUGUGCUUACAUUUACCUUUAUGACUGCUUCAAUGUCACAGAACUCAGACGGUCUUCUAGGAAACAACACCUCAUCUAGGCACAAAAAUAAAAGCAAAAGUUGGAGGUGGAAGAAGGAGCUUUUUCUGAAGUAACCUUGAUUCCUGAUCGUUUGAGAGUACCAACUUCAUCAUCAACCUCAGGCUUCCGUGUACUGUGUGGCAUUUGCUGUGUUACUCUGCUUGAGACAUUAGAAGUUUUUAUUUGGAAUUUGCAUCCUUCAUUUGAGUUAUCUUUCAUCAGUUUGGGGGGAGGGUUGGGUUGGAAGAAACUUCCCCAAAUCUGGCAAGUGAAUAUUCUCAUGGUUGGUGGAAAAGAGCCUGGUGUACCAGAGAGAGCACUGGACUUGGAACCAGAAGACCUGGGUUUGGGGUGGUGGCUGGUGGGCAGCUGGCUGAAUGACCUGAGGCUGCUGCUGCGCCUGGGCACACUGAUUUUGGCACCAGCAGCCAAGCAAGCUGCCUGCCGAACUGCCGUGAAGUCAUCAGAGAAGCAGUUCAGGAAGCUUGGGAGAAGUUUGGCGGUCAUGAGCUUGAGCCCACGAAUCAGGGAGAGGGCUUCCACACGCUCCUGGAAGUUUCCUUGGCCCAGCUUGACUCUGUAAGGCACAGGUGCUUUUAUUUUCCCUCCUUAAACUUUUGGUCCCUCUCCCUACACCCACCCCCAGUGCCCCCAGGAUAAAAUCCAACUUCUGUAGGCUCUCCAUUAUCCAUUCCCACCCUUUCCUACUUAGCCUUAUGCACAUUAAGUUUCACCAGGUAGAGAGACCUCAACUGUUUUAUUUACUUGAAUCCCUAUUACCUAGAGUAUGCUAGGUGCUA
This is a messenger RNA of Mesoplodon densirostris (Blainville's beaked whale), 2992 nucleotides long. It is a transcript of the gene RIOX1, whose product is annotated as ribosomal oxygenase 1. Gene Ontology annotation, cellular component: nucleolus. Bases 58 to 2031 code for a protein of 657 amino acids. Lineage: Eukaryota; Metazoa; Chordata; Mammalia; Artiodactyla; Ziphiidae. The record is from RefSeq and is a predicted model, not a curated record. The transcript is spliced from 3 exons. Gene Ontology annotation, molecular function: histone H3K4 demethylase activity; histone H3K36 demethylase activity.